AAGUCGUUACAUGAUAACAAUAUACGUACACGCUUAUAUGUAUGGUUCGGUUCAUAGAGUUGUUGAUGUGCAUGGUUGGUUAGGGUUUUGAAGUUUUCCAUUCACGUCCUUUCAUUUUCUUGACAGUUUUUAUGGCCCCUAAACUCCAUGCAUUUAGUCCAAAUGGAAACAAAGGAGUUGACACAGAGACAAAGGUGGAAAAUUGUCCACAGGGACCAAGAAAGAGAACGGCGCCGUCUGCGGGACAAACAUAGGAGACAAUCCAUGAGUGUUGAAGACAGAGAAAAACAUCUUGCUAGACGCCGUAGAAAUUAUCAACUUCGAAGACAAAGAGAUCGAAAUCCCGAACCAGAGUUGCACAAUGAUGAUCAUACAAUUAGUUCAAGUAGGAUUCAACUUCACCCUUGGAAUGAAAAUCACUUACCAAUUGCUGUUUCUGCACAAAGUAGUGUCCCUUCUGAUGGUGCACUGCAUGUUGGAUGUACUAAAAGACGAGAGAAACUAAAGGCAAGGAAGUCUCUUGGUGCUGAAGAAGGAGCUCAAAACUCUGCUAAUUAUCCUAAAAAGUUGCGGUUGAAUGAUAUAAGACAUCUUGCGAGAUCACUAAAUUCUCCCAUGAAAGUGCCUCAUGGCCAAAGUUUCCGAAUUGGAGCAGAUGUCACAAAGGACAUUGCAUCUACCAACUGUUUGCAGGUUGGAGGCUGUGGUUCAGGUGAAUCACAGAAAGUGCUGCGUUUAACUCAUUUGAAACGUCUUGCACGGGCAUUAAGCUCUACUGUCAGAGAGAAUGGAGAUCAAAACCAUCUAAGUGGAACACAAGGAUGAAGCAUCUUCAUAGCUAUUGAAGGGACGAAUUCAGAGAACACAUACGCUUGGCUUUUAAAAGUGAUUACAUGAAGUGAUAAUUCAAGUUAAGUCAUUUGCUGUUCCCACGCUUUAAGACUACAAGAUGAAGGCUACGAAUUGCAGAGUAAAGUCUAUUGCGUUUGGUAGAUGAAGAAAAUGUUUGGAUGGGGCUGAUUAACACCUAGUUUUACAUCUUAGGUUUUACUAGAAACUUCUUAAAACAAGUCUCGAGGGAAAAUAUGAACUUAUAAAGGCAGCUGAGUUUAUUGUUUGGCUAAGUGCAAGUCUAGGAUUUUCAGGUUGCACGUUGUUAAUGAGUGUCUUUCAGCACACCAAAAACGAGAAAUUCAUCCCUUUCAUUAUAUUCUUUUUGUCGUUUAUCGCUGU
Messenger RNA from Rhododendron vialii, 1233 nucleotides. RefSeq lists its product as uncharacterized. The transcript has 6 exons. The record is from RefSeq and is a predicted model, not a curated record. The coding region runs from base 148 to 825 and encodes 225 amino acids. NCBI's taxonomy places the organism in Eukaryota, Viridiplantae, Streptophyta, Magnoliopsida, Ericales, Ericaceae.